Molecule: messenger RNA, 978 nt
Organism: Psylliodes chrysocephalus
Lineage: Eukaryota; Metazoa; Arthropoda; Insecta; Coleoptera; Chrysomelidae
Source: the annotation of a GenBank genome assembly
AUGGAAACUUCUGAAGUUUGUGUUUUGUGUGAGAAAACUUUAAUUGGUGAACAAAUAGUAAAAGUGCAAAAAGGAAUUAAAAAUAUUAAAAGGAUGAGUGUUCUUCGAAAUGAUAAUAUGCAUAUAUUGCUUGAAAACAAAGACUCUGUGGAAGUACAUACGAAAUGUAGAUAUAUGUAUAUACGGCGUAUAAAAGAGAAAGAGCAGGAAUCUAACGAAGAGUCUCGUCGGGAAUUACGGCGAUUGAACUUUCAGUUUGACUUUAAAACGAUAUGUCUCUUUUGUGCCGAAGUUCUGGACAAUAACCAUCCGAACCGAAAUCCUAUUUCAUUAGUAUCAACUAUGAAAAUAAAAGACAAUAUUAUCAAAAUUUGUAACGAGCGCAAUGACGAAUGGGGAAAUAAUGUUCUGGUACGCGUAAACUCAGUUAAAGACUUAGUUGCGUCCGAAGCGCGAUACCAUAAAUCGUGCUAUACGUUAUUCAACCGUCAUGGGAGUAAUCCCAAGGGAAAGUCAAAUUUGUGUGAUAAUAAAAGCGCUUUAAACUUGACAAAACAUAAUGCAUUUUAUCAGUUGUGUGAUUUUUUAGAAAAUAAUUAUGAAUGUCAGUACGACAUAAAAGAAUUGAUGGCAAUAAUGAAAGAAAAAUCCCUCGAUGGAGAAGAAGUUUAUUCUGAAAAAUAUGUUAAAAUGAAUCUAAAGUCUCAUUAUGGUGAUGCCAUUUGUAUGACAUCAAAAAGUGGAAAAUGGACUAUAGGUUUCCGUGGUACAGCUUCUCGUAUCCUAAAUGAUAGGUGGUAUAAGGAUAAAUUAAAAAAUAAUGCAGACGAGCGAAUGCGAAUCGUUGAAGCUGCCGCAAUUAUAAUCAAAGAAGAUAUUUACUCCUUUACCUGUGAAUAUAAUAACUACCCUUGCGUUGAAGAAAUAGCCUCAGGAGGUUAUAAUGUAAUCCCCGACAGUUUAAAAUGCCUAUUAUGA